Molecule: messenger RNA, 4867 nt
Organism: Folsomia candida
Lineage: Eukaryota; Metazoa; Arthropoda; Collembola; Entomobryomorpha; Isotomidae
Product: follistatin-related protein 5
Exons: 24
Coding region: 1418-4435 (1005 amino acids)
Cellular component (GO): neuron projection
Molecular function (GO): calcium ion binding; protein binding
Source: RefSeq, a predicted model, not a curated record
GAGAACGCCAGUCUGUCCUGGAAUCCUGAACGGUACGGUUCUUGUUCAUUCGCAGCUCUCUGAUCUCAUCUCGUCUCAACAUAAGUCUCGCAAAAUCUGUCUCAAGCAAGAUAAGCAAAUCGUUGUCGUCAUUUAUUUCGAGUGCUGCAAACUAGGCAGAAAUUUUGCCAACGGUUUGUACAGUUAAUGUAUUUUGUUGGAUUUAUUGAACCGGAAGUGGACAUUUGAUUUGAGAAAAGUCGGAAUUUUCUCCAUUUCCUAAUUAACUUAUCCAAUAAUAUUAUUUUUUAUUUCGAGUGGUGGAUGGAUAGAUUUAAUUAAAAGAGUGAGACGUGUCAGUGUGUCAUCUUUUUUUACGGAUUUGGACAAAUUGUAACGGACGACCCAGAAGAGAUAAGAAGAAAAAAACAUUGAUCCGUACUAGUUUGGUGGUUUGGUUUGGAUUUGGAUUUGUGGUGAACUACGGACGGACGAAACGACUUAUUGACUUUCUACUACCACUGUUUUGAUCCGGAAAAGGUUAUCGAUUUCCACGGACAUGAAUUGGAUUGGAUUGGACGGAUGUAGAAUUGUUUGACAAAAUUCUGAUUCUGAUUGUUCGAUAUCCUCUCCAAAACACAGGGAAUAGUUCGUGACGGGGAGAUACAGAGCAUGUUCUGAGAGUGAUUCUUACCGUGUGAGACGAGAAAAACAUACAGAUUCGGAUUUUGAGACGAUAUUUAUUUACAUAUUAUUCGCCGCUGAUAAGCUAACUAUUGCAGAGACGUCGAUAAGGUAUUUUGAGAGUGAUUAGUGAAUUUAUUUAAUCUGGGACAUUUUGCCGGCAGGAAUUUUUGGAUAGUAGACAUAAUAAAAACAAGAUUCAGCAGAAUCUUCAGAAAACCGGACAUUUUCCUCCCCCGAAAAUAAAUCCACCAACAAAACAAUCGAGUCGUCCAAAUGAUGAUGGGAACCUUCCUGUAGCGAAAAUUACCACAUUUUUUUCUUAAUUCAUGCCCCUUCUUCUUCAUCGCAAUCAUUAAGGAUCUCACCUUCCAAGGUCAAAAUUGAAAACCGGACUUACAACCACGAAUUCACUCAACUAUUCUCUUAUCAAAGGAAAACUAUUGAUUUUCCUCAACCGGAUGCAGACUUGGAUUGCUUGACAAAUUUUGUGUUGUUGAUUGUUCAAUACCUUUCAGCUCUACAGCUCGAGUGACUCUAGCGUGUGAGACUGGGUGAAGAACAAUAGAACAACUUUAGAACAACUACAGUCGUAGUGAAAAACAAUUGAUGUCGAAGUGAAGUGUGAAUUUGAACAGUACAAUUUAUUCAAGGAAGUUAAAAAUACGACAAAAAUAAAGACACUCUGAUGCUACACCUUGGCCAAUUCAUUACCCAAACAAAAGAUCAAUAAUCAAUCAAUAAAUACGGAACAAUGAUGACUAAUUUUCACCACCUUGGCACCUUUCUCCUCCUAAUUGUCGCCCUCUCCUCGUCUGAAGUGUCGGCUUACAAGAGAAGUUCGAGACACCACCGACCACGAGAGAUAAGCACACCAAAGAGCACGACCCGGCCCACUAUUUCACCUCUCGGAGCAUGCGACGGUUGGUGGUGCGGUGCUGGAAAGCAGUGUGAAAUUGGAUCUGAUGGCCUCGCAAAGUGCGGCUGUGUCCAAGAAUGUCCCAAGGAAUCCUCAUCUCCCGUUUGUGGCACGGAUGGCUCCUGGUAUUCGACGCAUUGCGAACUUCACCGCAAAAAUUGUCUCUCCACGGACGGUCCUCAACUCUCCAUCGACCACACGGCGACCUCCUGCCCACAAUUUAAACCCAAGAACAACAAGAACAAUAAUAAGGACAAGAAGAACAAGAACAAGGGAAAACGAGGUCAACAAAAGUUGGAUGGUGGAAAUAAAGGUGGUCUCUCGGAAAACGAUGUGCGCGAUUAUAAUUACGGAGCAAAAUACGGCGAGGACAAGGACGACGCCAAGUUUAUCGAAAAAAAGGUGACCAAGAAACAGAAAUGGUCGAAAGAUGAGGACAAUUUGUUAGAAGAUAUCGACGACGAGGACGAGCUGGACGACGAUGAAGAUGACGAUGAUGACGAAGAAGACGACGAAGAACUCGAACUCGACCAAGAACUUAAAGAACAGGAGGACGAAGAAUUAGCCAUGGACGGUCAAAAAGUAGAAAAUCGGCCAUUUUUAACGACCACUUUUGCACCACCACCAGUGCGACGAAUGAGCCAACAACGACCUGUUUUUCCGUCAUCAUCCUCCUCCCGACAAGAAAUCAGACCCAGAGAUUCUUCAACUAACCGAUGCUCGCCGCAGGAAUAUGAAAUAUUAAAAGAUAACCUUCUCCUCUACAAUCACGAGAGGAUGAUUGGCGGUGUGCGAAACUUUAAGGCGGCGAUGGAAGGGGGCAAAGACGGCUCGCUGGAUGGCGGCGGGGGCGAAGGACCGGAAGCAGGGAAGGAUUAUCUGCUCUCACUUAUUUUCUCCCACUUCGAUAAGAAUAAUAAUGGCGCACUGGAAUACGAAGAACUUCAGAGGGUCGAUAUGGAGGAAUCUCUAAUCAAACUGGCGGCCGGGUGUAGUCUCGUGCAUUUGCUGAGAUUUGACGACUCUGACCAUAACGGACAGUUGAAUAUUAACGAGUUUUAUACAGCAUUUAACAAGCUUUACAGCGUGUCUGUAAUCUCGUUGGACAAAGCGCUCGAAACCACCCACGUGACCGCGUCCGUCGGGGACAAUGUCGAAAUUAAAUGUGACGUGAGCGGGAGUCCCCCCAUGCCAAUUGUCUGGCGACGAUAUGGGGUUGACCUCUCCAGUUUGAAUCAGGACGAGCAAAUCCGCGUAUUUCCGGAUGGGACGCUGUAUUUGAACAAGAUCCAACUUCUCCAUGCAGGAAAUUAUAGUUGUCACGCUCAACGAAACCAGGAAGUCAUUCAGACUCAUGUUCUCACAGUGCAGAACCAACCUGACGUUCGUGUCAUGCCCCACAUCGUGUGGGAACAGCCCGGUUGUGAGGUCAGUUUCGAGUGCAGAGUUACUGGAGAACCGUUCCCUGUUGUGCAGUGGUUGAAGAAUGAUGAACCCCUCCCUGUCGACAUGGGGGACAAGUAUGUCGUUACAGGGGACGGGAUAAGGCUAACGUUGAAGGACAUUUACUUUUCCGACACGGGGGCAUACAUGUGCAAGAGUCAAAACUCCGCCGGAAAACGGUUGGACAUCGGUUCGCUGGUGGUUAUCGACCAGCAGACGCCAGCCACAGUGCAAAUCAACGAGUCUCAAUUCCUGGUGUUUCACUCCCGUGGAAUUUCGGUGUAUGACCCUUCAACUUGUCGGAUUCAGCAUCAAAUCCAGGGCACGGAUAUUAUUCCGGGGACACAGGACUAUGUUUGUGGGGAUCAUACCGUUUCUUGCGACUGGGGUCGAGCAAUUCGCGUCUCGUCGAGUUACGUUUAUGUAUCGCAGCCGAAAUUGGACCGUGUUCUUGUCAUCUCAAAUUCGCAAAUGGUUGUGGUCGAUAUGGUUCCAACGGACAGAUUCCCCGUGGAGCUUCACUACGUCCCUCAUUUGGAUCAGGUUUGGGUCGAGUGUUGGCGAUCGGACGAAACUCCAACGCAGAAAACGUUGCAAGUGAUCCGAGAAGGGAAAGUGAAACGGAAACAUCAUACCGUUCAUCCGGAACCCAUCGAUAGCCAUUUUGACCUCGUGGAACACCUUUUUAUUCCCCCUGACUCGGAAUCUUCCUCCCAGUUCAGGUAUGCCUACGUGGGUCACAAGAAUGGUCGUGGUUUGUACAAGAUGGACCUCGUGGCGUUGCGUUACACCAAAUCGGUCGAUCUCACACCGUACAACUGCGUUCCACAACAUAUCCAGUUCUCAUCGCUGUACGGAAUGGUCAUCGUGGAAUGUUUCGAACCCGUUACAAAUCGAGCAACGGGUCAACUUGUCUUGGACGCUCUCACUGACUCAGUAGUCUAUUACAAAGGUGAUCGUCUUGGGAGGCCCUACUUGAGUCCAGACAGUAGGAAAUUGGUCACCGUGUCGCAUUCUCCGGACGGAACGACGCUAUUGCUUCAGCUCGUUCGAGAGAACGGACUCGAAUUUUCUUUCGAUGUCAAGACAUCUCUAAACAUUAGCGACGUGACCUUCUUUCCAUCCCAACGAUCUCACACAUACGAUCUCUACGCCAGCUCGGUGGACAAGGAUGACGUCCUCUUUGUAGAUUUAGAGUCAGGGAAAGUCGAGAUGGUUUCUGGUGUCAGUGCCAUCAUUGGCGACUCAAAUUGGAGGUCACCUCCCCGGUCCAUAUCGUCGCAAGGUCUCUUCAGCAAAUAUCUUGCCACCCCGUCGGCCGACGCUGUUUUUGUCCUCAACGGACAAACUCACACAAUCAAUUGUCAAAUUGGGGGAUUAACCAAGCCGGGACUUAUCGUCUGGUUGUAAAAUGGCAGGAUUAUCAGCAGCAUCAACUUAUCAAGAUCCAUCAUCAAUAUUAUGAAUGAAUGCACACGAACUUAUAGGAAUAAAAUAAUUGUAAUGGAGGAAUUUUUAAACUUUUAAUCCUAAAGAUCGUCUAUUUCUACACAACAAGCUACAUUAUGUAAAAAAGCGUCAUCUAAUCUUUUUCCCUAUUUGGAGAUGAAUUUUUCUUUAGAAUAAUUCGUACUUUUAGUCAUUUAUUAAUUGUCCUGUUAAAUAGAUAAAAAUUGUCCUAUUGUGUUUAAAUCUGUGUCACUUUUUACCUAGUUUUUGUGGAUUUUUUUCCUUAAUCGGCACAAUUUAUUUUGAUCUAGAUAUAUCUCUAUAACGGCCUUAUCAAUAAAAUGUUGAGUAUAGGAACGACAACAUAUGUACAUACAUAAUUAAUUACGCGAG